AUGCCUGCACCUACAUUCAACGCGCAGUCCAUAACGGAGCUCAUAGCUAUAAGAGCAGAGCAACAAGGAGAUGUUCCAGCAGUUCAUACUGGUGCGGCGGAAUUCGGAGAGAAGUUGAUGACUUUGACGUUCUCGGAUCUCGCUCGUGCAGUAGAUAGAUUAGCAGCACAUUACGCUGCUCUUGAUAUUCAACCUUCAGUAGGAUCGGGAGAAAUACCUCCCGAGAGAGUAAUUGCGGUUCUCACUUCUACCGCCAUAGAUGAAACCUUGUUGGAAAUCGCUCUUGCCAAGCUUGGUCUUACAGCCCUUUUGCUCUCAAUCAACAAUUCAACGGCAGCCGUAGCACAUUUAUGCAAGGCUACCAAAAGUGCUUAUUUGAUAUAUGGAAGUAAAUUCGAACAAACCGCAAAAGACGCAAAAGCAUUACUUGACCAAGAGGGCAUAGAAUUACAAAUACUUCCCGAAACUAGAUAUCCGCUUUGGGGACCAGGCGGUGUACGAGAUUCCAAAAUCCAACAAUAUCCAGCUAGACUUACACCUGAACAAGAAGCCAGACGAACUUGUGUUGUCCUUCAUUCAUCCGGAUCAACAGGUUUUCCUAAACCAGUCUUCAUUUCUCAUUAUGGUUUGAUAGCCAAUGCCGCUCAAUCAUUGCCUAAGACGGGGUUCUCAGCUUUACCCCUUUUCCACGGUUUUGGUCAUUUCUCAAUCUUCCGAUGUUUCUAUCAUGGGAAGACUUUCACUCUCAUGCCCCCUAAUUUACCCCUCACUUCAGCCAACAUCUGCCGAGUCAUCCAAAACUCACCUACCCCUCCAGUACAACAUUUCGCUGUGCCUUACGUGCUCAAGCUUCUUGGUGAAACGGAGGAAGGUGUCCAAGCUCUUGCCAAUUUCGAAGCUGUCUCUUUCGCUGGAGCUGCUGUGCCUGAUGAUUUGGGUGACAGAUUAGUCAAAGCUGGUGUGAAUCUCAUUUCGUUCUACGGCACAACUGAAACCGGCGCGCUCAUGACAUCUCGAAGAGCAGAUUACGACAAAGACAAGGCUUGGAACUGGCUGCGAGCUGAAGGCCCUAUUUCCGACUACCUUGAGCUCAUCCCUCAAGGGUCAGACACUUUCGAGGUGGUAGUCAAAGAUGGGUGGCCAGCUAAAAUCAUGUCCAACCGAGAUGACGGAGCAUACUGUACAAAGGAUUUGGUACUACAACACCCAGAACAAAAAACCUGGUUCAAAUAUAUCGGUCGAUUGGAUGAUACCCUUACUCAAACUCUGGGUGAGAAGACCAAUCCUGUUCCCAUCGAAUUAGCCAUCAGAGGAAACUCUCCUUUGGUAGCUGAAUGUAUCGUCUUUGGUGAUGGUAAACCUCAAACUGGUGCUUUGAUUUUGCCAUCUGAGCAAGGGAAAGAUUUAGCAGAAGACAAAAAGGCUUUUAUCGAUGCUAUUUGGCCUGUCAUUGCUGAAGCCAACGCCGCUGCUCCUACACAUUCCCGAAUUCUUCCUGAAAUGGUAGAUGUCUUACCUUACGGUACUGAAAUUCCAGUUGCCACUAAAAUGUCAAUCCUUCGACCAGCUUGUUACAAGAAGUUCGGAGAUAUGAUCAAUGCUAUCUAUGAUCGUUUCGAACAUGGUACUGGACAACCUAAACAAGAUAUCUCCUCUAAACUAGAGAUGGAAGCAUUCCUUACCGAGACGAUCCUUACUGCUUUGGGUGAAAAGGCAACAGCCGGUCUUGAGCCUAGCACGGAUCUGUUCGCUUAUGGUGUCGAUUCUCUUCAAGCUACUAGAGUCAGAAACGUCAUUACGAAAUCACUUGAACUUGGUGACAACGUCAACCUCGGUCAAAACAUCGUAUACGAGCAUCCAUCCGUGUCAGCUCUGGCAGACUACCUUCUUUCCGUUAAGUCAGGACAGGAUUCAAGUAACUCACCUGAAGUGGCCCACAAAACUAUGCUCGAAAUGGUCGAUCGAUACUCUUCUCAACUCGUCAAAAACUCUAUUGCCACCGGACCCAUCGAUGCUCAGAUCAACGGUCAUGUUGGCGAAGUCAUAGUCCUCACAGGAGCAACAGGAUCUUUAGGUGCUCAUAUAUUGGAUCAGCUGGUUAGACAAUCAAACGUCUCUAAAGUCAUUUGCUUGUCCAGAGCCAAAUCGCACGAAGACUCUUUGAAACGAGUCCAAGACUCGUUGUCACAGAGGUUGAGAAAGCUUUCACCCGAGGCUCAAGCGAAGAUCAUCUCGUUUGCUUCGGACGUCAACAAACCUGAUCUCGGAUUAUCUCCUGAACAAUACGAAUUACUUCGAGUGCAAUCUACCGCCGUCAUUCACAAUGCUUGGCCUGUCAAUUUUGUCUUAUCCAUCAAUUCUUUCGAUGAACACAUCGGUGGAGCUGUUAAUUUACUUAAUCUCACUCUCCAAUCGCCUAAGAAGGUUAAACCUACUUUCUUUUUCUCAUCUUCAGUCGGAACAAGACAAGGUAGACCCGAUCCUGUUGUUGGCGAAGACUUCUCAGAUAGUCCUGUUACAGCGGGAGGAAUGGGUUAUGGCAGAUCUAAAUGGGUAGUGGAGAAAAUCCUGGAAAGAGCUGGAAAGGAGACUGAAGCAAGAGUUGGUGUAUUGAGGAUCGGUCAAUUAGCUGGAGACACCGAAGUUGGUGUAUGGAAUGAAACUGAAGCUUGGCCUUUGAUGUUCAAAUCAGCAAAUACCGUUGGAGCUUUACCCCAUUUGGAAGAAAAACCUUCUUGGUUACCUGUAGAUCAAGCUGCUUCCACGAUAGCUGAAAUUGUACUCAACACUUCUUCUUCCGCCAAACCAUCAUCAGGAGCUGUCUAUCAUGUACUCAACGCUCAUUUGGCUUCAUGGACCGAUAUCUUAGAAGGUCUGAAGAAAGGUGGACUACAAUUUGAAACCGUAGAUAGGUAUGAAUGGUUGGAAAAGUUGGCCAGAUCAAAUUCAGAUGUCACCGUAAAUCCUACUUAUAAACUUCUCAGCUUCUACCAAAAUCGAAUUGGCAAUAAAACUGAAAGACCUCAUAUGGAAUUCACUGUUGACAAGGUAGAAGCUACAUCACCAACAAUGAAAGAACAAGUAAAAGCUGUGGACCCAAAUAUCGUUUCUUUAUGGGUCAAACAAUGGAAAUCAUCAGGUUUCCUACAGUGA
Kwoniella shivajii is the source of this 3153-nucleotide messenger RNA. RefSeq lists its product as uncharacterized. Bases 1 to 3153 code for a protein of 1050 amino acids. NCBI's taxonomy places the organism in Eukaryota, Fungi, Basidiomycota, Tremellomycetes, Tremellales, Cryptococcaceae. The record is from RefSeq and is a predicted model, not a curated record. The transcript is spliced from 9 exons. Gene Ontology annotation, molecular function: phosphopantetheine binding.